GGUCCUUCGGAAUUCCCUGCCUCUUGAUACCAAGCCUUCCCUGAAUUCCUACUUAAUAAUUUUAUUAAUUUUACCCCGCCCAUCUGACUGGGUUUCCCUGAUACUCAGGAAUGGCGCUGUGGCUUUUACCCUGCUUUAGCAUUCUUCUUGUAUGUUUUAAUGUAUUGUAUUUUCCCCCCGAUUUUUUUUAACGACUAAGCGGUAUAUAAAUUUUAUGAAACAAACAAACAAAUGAUUGGUUGGCUAGGAUUGCUCCGCAAGGCUAUUCCUUCAUGAGGUUGGCUGUUAAAAGCAAAGAGGAUGGGGAAUUGGAUUGGCGUUAAUGCCAUAAAGCCCACCUUGAUAGAGGGUUUGGUGGUGAGUGGGAAGAGUUAGCCGUCUCCCCUCAUGUUAUGAGUGAGUGGAUCUAGGAGUACCUGAUUGUCUAAUAAAAUAACGUUCUACAAUAUAAAAGCUGUUAAAAAAGAAGCAUACAGGCUUCCCAUUAAUUAUUUGGUUGGCUAGUCACCCUGAGACUGAAAUCAUAUGCAUGUUCUCUUGGGAAUAAGCUUGCUGAGUUUGCUGGGAUUUACUUAGUGAGCAUUUCCCCACAAACUUUACAAAUAUAUGGAGAGGAAAGUUGGACUGAAAAUCUAAAUGACUACUGCGCCUGAAAAUUAGCACUGAGGUACAUCUCAGUUGACUUGGAUGAACAUCUGACCAAUAAAUGUUUCACUGAUGCACCUGGAGAGAGAAAGAGUGGUCUAAGCUAUGUUGAUGCUACACAUCUUUAGCUUCUGUAGAAAAUGGCCUGCAACCUACACAUGACCAUAACAGCUGAGUAUUUUCUAUGAGGCUUCUAAUCAUGCUGAACCACUCAUAGAAAUACGGUGGCCUAGUCAUUGUCUUAUCUAGCAGCUCAAAAGGAAAAGAAGCAAAGGGAAAACUUCAGAAUAUUGAUGGAAACAAAUUCUGGAUAGUGGACAGAGAGGAAUAGAACUAGAAUAGAAAUAGGAGGAUGGAAUCAGACAAGUACUUGAGGAGAUGAAAGCAUUAUAUGAACAUAACCAAACUGAUGUAAAUGAAGCUAAAUCAGGACACAGUGAGCUGAUUCCAACAAUCAAGUUUCGCCAUUGCUCUCUGCUGAGAAAUCGCCGAUGUAUUGUUGCAUACCUGUAUGACCGCUUACUUCGCAUCCGGGCACUUAGGUGGGAAUAUGGUAGCGUGCUGCCAAACGCUGUCCGAUUUCACAUGUCAACUGAUGAAGUGUUGUGGUUCAACCAGUAUAAAAAGUCUUUGGCUACCUAUAUGAGAUCUUUAGGAGGAGGAGAUGGGCUGGACCUCACACAGGACAUUCAACCUCCCAAAAGUUUGUAUAUUGAAGUUCGGUGUUUGAAAGAUUAUGGAGAAUUUGAGAUUGAUGAUGGCACAACAAUUCUGUUGAAGAAGAACAGCCAGCAUUUUUUACCCCGCUGGAAAUGCGAGCAGUUAAUCAGACAAGGAAUUUUGGAACACGUCCUUUCUUAAGUUGCUGUUUGCAAGACUGAUUUAAGUACCUAUAAACAUUUUAGCAGAUUUUAAAUUGGGUAAGUAUAAAAACAUGCCAGUGUGUCUUCUGUUUUUGAAAAAGAAAAGGCAAAGAGACUUACUGUUGUGGGAACUGCAUGGAUACUUAGUGAAGAGGACAAAGAAGAAGAUAUGAUCAACAAUUUUAAAAUAUCACUAUCCCAAAACAAGUGGAAUUUCUUUUAAGUUCAUAGCUUCAAGUAGCCUUCACUUGCCUUGACUUCUGGACACAUUUUUAAGUACCGUCUUUUUAUUCACUGCCCUUUUUGUAUGACCCAGACAUCGUCUUACUGUAAAUGUCAUGCUUAGAAGAAAGCCACAGCAUUUGUACUAUUAAGUGUGUGCAUUGUUAAAAGACCUCUGAAAUGAUGUAACGAUAAAGUUACUUAAGGAGUGAUACAGGUUCAAUUGCAGGUUAAUUGCUAACACGUGUGUUUUUUCUCUAAGCUUUUAUGCUAUAGUUCUCAUUGAGCAGGGCCUUCCAACUCAUAGAACAUAGGUGGGCUAAGUUUUAUUUGGCCUGAGGCCUUGGCCAGCAUUCAAGUGGCUGCAGGCCAGCAGUGGGCAUGACCAUUCCAUAUGCACACAGAUGCCCACAAUUUGUGCAAAUUGGCUGCAUGGGGAGACUUGUCAUACCCUCUCCACUCAUCACAACAUCUAUCUGAUGACUGGGAAGGAGAUGAUUUGCACCCCACUCUAGCCACCACCCACCUCAAUUCUGUGUCUAUUAUAAAUAAAUAAAUGGCUCCAUUGUCAAACUGUUUCUUGUAAGAUGUUCAAUAGAAAUGUUUGCCACUUAGCUCUAGUCCUGUCCGCUGGAGCAGCAGAGAACAAAUCUUCUGUAUAUCAGCCUUCAUCCUUUUUCUUCUCUAGUUAAACAUACCCAACUGUUGUCACCUUCUCACCAAGCUGCUUGGCAAUAGUCAUGUAGCCCAGUCCAGCCUUGUGCAGGUCUACAAUCUUGUCCCUGACAUCCUUGGACAGCUCUUUGGUCUUGGUCAUGGUGGCUACUUUGGAAUCUGCUGGAUUGAUUGCUGUCUUUUGUACAGGUACUGUAAGGAGCUGGGAUUGCAGGUAAGACCUCUCCCUUACAGCAGGUGCUUCUAAUCUCAGCUCAUUACAUGCAGUGAAGAUACCAGGUAGCCUGACAUCUGGCUGGUUGAUAGGGGAUCAAAUACUUCACUCAUUAUAAUGCACAUCAAUCUCUGACUUUUGUCUUCUGGGUUUCUGGGGUUUUUUCUGUUGUCAUGC
Messenger RNA from Zootoca vivipara (common lizard), 2796 nucleotides. NCBI's taxonomy places the organism in Eukaryota, Metazoa, Chordata, Lepidosauria, Squamata, Lacertidae. The record is from RefSeq and is a predicted model, not a curated record.